This is a messenger RNA of Plasmodium inui San Antonio 1, 5949 nucleotides long. RefSeq lists its product as hypothetical. The transcript has 6 exons. NCBI's taxonomy places the organism in Eukaryota, Apicomplexa, Aconoidasida, Haemosporida, Plasmodiidae. Bases 1 to 5949 code for a protein of 1982 amino acids. The record is from RefSeq and is a predicted model, not a curated record.
AUGAAGAAGACAAAUUUCAGUGAAAAAAUGAACUCCUUCUUGGAGAACAAAAAAAAGAGGGAGGAAGAUUUAUCCGUCGAGAAGGAGAAAAAAAAAAAAAAUUUCGAUAAAAGUAAUUUUACCGAACGGCGGAAUGACGAAUUGGCAAAAAAUGAUGUGCACGUAAUUGCAGGGGGGAAAGUGACACACCGGACGGACAACAUUGCACAAGUAAUGAGAUAUGUAGAAGAGCACGCGGAGGGGAGGAGUGCAUGCACCUUAGACGAGGAAAACGAAUCCAAGGAACAAUACGACGAUGCGAAUGGGGGGGAGAGACAACGCGAAGGAAGCAGAACGCGAUAUAAUCACGCAAGAGAUACAGAGAAGAUCGAAGGCAACCGCCAAACUGAGCCAACAAUCAGCAAAGAAAGCGCAGGACCGAGUGGGGAACACACAGACGAACACUCCCUACACAACGCUAUCAGCAGCCCAAUGGAAAAAAUGAGAAAGCUACGGAUAGAGAGCACGCACAGAUAUUUGAGCAAAGUAGAAGACGAUUCUUAUAGAUUGAUAAAGGACUACCGCAAACAGGUCGACACCUGCAUAGAGCAAAUAAAAAGAGAAACAUUUUUAAAGGCGAAUUUGCUAAAGACCGAAAUGGAGAGCAUACUGGCCCAGGUGGAAAGACUCACACAAGAAGGGUUGGAGUUAAAGUGGGAGGGAGAUCCAUCACAAAGAGAAAAGAACUCAGACGGAAAAAUGAAAAAUAACCACUUCUAUGUUACAUACUACACAGUUCUGAUGGAGUUAAAACUUUGUGAGAAGUUGAUCCCAACAAGUCACAAGGCAGUGGAUGCCCCCCAGAUGAGCAGCACCCUCCUCAUGAAGGACUCGUCAGAAAAUACAAAAGAGUGCAUACUGAAGGAGAUCAAAAAAGAGGUACACAAAAAAAGAGAAAUGAUCGAAGAGAAAUGGGAAUGUGUACAAAAUCUCUUUACCAACUUGAAUGAAAAAAUAAAAAAAUUUAUUUCCCAUUUUGAGAAGAAACACGAAAGGGUAAUAAAAGGAAUGAGUGACAACACUCAACAUCUGGAAGAGAAAAUGAAGGAUAAAAUCUUCUUCAGCACAGAGGAGGCUUCCCAACUUAUUCGUGCCGAAAUGGAAAGGGGAAAACAAUUCUUUCUCGACUUUCUCACUCACUUUAAUGAUUACGUAACCAAGACGUAUAAUUAUGUCUACGACCGAUAUCACCGAUGUGAAUAUGUCUUCUUCCGCGAUAUCCUUCACGAGCCGAGUUAUCGGGACAUCUGCUGCGUCUACUCCACCAUCUCGCAAAAUUAUCUCAACGGGUUAUCCACGGACAGAGUUUUGAACCGGCUCAUUGCUAUGUUCGAAGAUAAUUACAAUGCGGUGUACGCCAGAAGGGUUGGCCUCGCACCUGACGAGUUCUUCAAGGGCUUCUUAGCCGCACAGGAGGGCGGAGCGGCACAGAGGGAAGAAGCGGAGGGGGCAGCAGAAGCAGAGGACGGAACAAACAACGAAGCGGCGAAACACCCCCGACAGCAAUGCGUCGACAUAUACCAGAAGGCGAAUCAAAACUACGAGGAGUACCUCACAAGGUACGAGGAGAUAAAAACAGGAAUGGUCCGCUACAGGGAGGUCGUCCUGCACACGUUCUUCCACUUGGACAAUUUCGCCGCUGCCGUGGGGGGAGGAAGAAGAGCAGCAUCGGCAGGGGAGGCGGCCAACACAACGGCGACAGCAACAGAUGGAGGAGGGCCGCCUUGGAGGGGGGCCCGAAAAAAGGCUCUCCGAAAGUCUUCCCCAAAAUGGCCCCGAAAGGCGAAGUGCGCUGAGAAGGCGAAACGGGAUGACACUACCUCAGGGGGGGCCCACAUGGCACCAGAGCGGGAUCCACACGGAGAAGUAAAAAGGGAAGACCACCCAGAGAGGGAACCAAGUAUAAGGGAGCAUCACAAAGAAGGCAACCUUCCUGAGUUUCACCACAUGGAAGAGGACCCAAAUGGAGUAACCCAGCAAAAUGACGAGCACACUCACGAAAUAAUCCUCGCACAAGUUCCCAAAGACAGAAGUGUUUUUAAAAAAUUGACAAACAACAUUCUGACGCAUUAUAACAUGCUGAAUUUUCGAGACGAUUAUUUCAUACUAUCCUUUUUCUCCAUCUUGGAGACGUUAAAAAGUGACAUACUGCUCAUGAGAUCCCACGUUGAAAGGAAAAUAAAGGAAUUUCUACACCAGUGCAGUCAGCAGAAUGGGGUCUUCAUCUCCAACUUUGACACACUCCUGAGAGAGUAUAACUCUGUUGUGAAGAAAUGCCUACAGUGUAAGGACCACUUGAGGAUGAGGAAGCUGCUAGCCAUUAAGGACCAAGCAAAGAGAAAACUGGAAAGCUAUGUAACACACGCGGGAGAAGAAGCUUGCACCAUUAAUGAGACUCUCUUCGCUGAGUCGAAGCGUCUCUGGGGGGAUUUCUUUUUCGCCGCUUUGAGCAAAGCUAAGGUGAUAAGCACAGAGAGCGAGUCGCUGUCUCUUCGGAAGGCUAACCGACGAUGCGGCAUAAAUGACACUCCAGGUGAGGGAAAGCACACUGAUAUAAAGGGCCAACAGAAAACAAACAUUAAUGAGAAUGAAAGGAACAUAAUCAGACAACUAGUUGGGCAAAAACAUUCAUACACAUACGACGAAGAGACGAUUUGGCACCACACCUACAUUAGUUAUAGGGGUAACAUGAUGGAGCUGCUACACCCUGCUAGGGAUACUGGAGCUGGUCUCGAAAGGGGCGUAAAGGGGAAGACACGGCCUUCUCGAGAAACAGGCAAAAAGACCUCCUACGCAGCGCAGAGAAGAGAAAGCACUAUAAAGUCAAACAUUGCGCAGAUUAGAAGGGAUUACAUUCAGCAGAAGGGGGAGGAAGCAAAAAGGGGAAACUCCUCUCACCAGGAGGUUAAUCCGGGGGGGAAUCACUCUGGGGAGACAAGCCAUUCACUGCCUCAGCUACCGAAGCUAUCUCUACCGGACGAGCUGCUAUUCAACGAGGAUCUCCUAAAACAGCUCUUCCAGAGGUUUACCUCCACCUACUACCAGCGCUUUAAAGAAAUCCUCUUCGAGAACCUGCUAAAGGCGAAAAUGAGAUCCGAAAGGGAAAGCACAAAAUGCUUCCAAAAGAUGGAGGCGGACAAGUUGGAAGAGCAGCUCCAAAGAGACGAAGAAAAAAUCAAAGAGAUAGCCAUAAAACUAGAGGAGGAAUUUGAAGCAAAUAAAAAAACGUUUGACGACGCUUCCAAAAAAUUGUCCGAGCUGGUGAAAGAAUAUGAGCAGGUGACGAAAGAAGACUGGGAGGAUUACCGACACUUUAAAGAGACCAUCUCUCUGAUGGAGAAAAUGCUCCAAGAGAACACAGACCAGGACGAUCGCAGCCAGGAUCAAUUCACCGGUAGGUACACCCAACUGCUGGACUCAUUCAAAGUUAGCUUCAAAUCAAUCAAGGAAAAGCUCCUAUGUGGUGAAAAAAAACUAAGAGCAGAAAUUAAAAAGGUAGAAACGUACUGCACCAUGCUCGUUAGGACUGGACAAACCAACGUCGACCUCGAUACAAUCGAAGCAUUUCUGCAUAAUUCAAAUCAGCUUCUUCUUUCCAUUGAGAAGAAGAGACAAGACGUCGAAAAUGUGUUCAGUGCCAAUCAGUAUAUCUUUAACAACAAUUUUCGGGCCAUCGCGUCCAGAAGCGCCAACAGGAGCGGGAGCCAAUCUGGAACAACACCACCUCCGCCAGACAGACAGAUGCUUCACUAUCUCAUCACAAAGGAGGAGAUAAAAAAUAACCUCCUCAUUUUUUAUCUUCUUGUUUAUCAGAUUAGGGUUUGCAUUGGGCAGUCCAGCGGACAAACUGGGGGGGUGCCAUAUCCCGCGGAGCGCAAAGCUAAUCACUCAGCAUACACGUCUAAGGCCUCCCUCAAGAUGGAGAAGUCGUCAAGGGCGUCCAGGGCAGCAAGCAUGGUUAUCCCUGUCAGCCCUGUUAGGCCUCUUAGCCCCGUUAGCCGUGUCACUCCUGUCAGCCCUAUCAGCCCUGCCAGCCCUGUUCACGGGGCCAACUUGUCCAGCUUCUCCACCCCCCCGCGGACUCACCAGAUAAACCUCCAAGACAAAUUCACUCACGUGCAAAACUGCAUCUAUCAAAUUGGCACAUUCCGAAAAAUAGAAAAAAGAUACGAGCUGGACUUAGCACGGGAGGACUCCAUUGUGAGUAAUUUUUCUCUCUCUCGCAUGAUAGGCCCGCACCUGCCCCACUUGGUGUUCUCCAAAGGUAGCGGGCUGCAAGAGAGCCCAGUAGACUACCUCAGCUUUGGCCUCUUUGAUAAGCAGGGGGGAUCCAAAGGGGGGGAAGAAGAACAACAAGCGGCGGAAGAACAAGGGGCGAAGAGGAUCCACCAAAUGGGAAAUGAACUGUCCACGGAGGCCUCUUCAUCCGAGACGGUUCCACCGGAGAAGUGCACCCCUAAACCAGGCGCUGGGGCAGAAAACGAGACCACCGCCUCCAACACGAAGACAAACGUCAGCAACACAAAAAGAAUCACACCCAGUGGGAUGAAAGUAAAAGGGAGCGGCAAGGGGGCCUCCGAAAUGGGAACGAAAAAGCAUACUCGAAUCGGCAAGGAGACACACCCACAGGAAGGGAAUAACAGCAAGAAAAGCGAACCAAACAUCGAGAAAGAACAGCGCCCCGGGAAGGACCACCCCCCUGAUGCGUCCUCCUAUGCAGAGAAUGAAAUUAUCCGAAGGGACUACCUCGAUGUGAAGUUCUUUCUCUACACAUGUAUGUACAUUAUCCACCUUAUAAGUACGGUAGUGCAAAGAACUCCAUCGAAGGGUUUCCCUAAAGAGAGUCAACCGAAAUACAACCACUCGCUAUUCAUCUCAUACGACCUUUCACAUGUCAUAUAUAAGAAUAAUAUAUUGAAGGAAAAUUUAAACAAGAAGGAAUUCCAACUGACUGACCUAGUGGUGAAUAAGAAGGCCAUGUCCUCUUUUGUAUUUUGUCCCGAUCAUGUGUCACGCAGAACGGAGCUGAUUCAUUUGUUUAAAUUUGAAAAAAAGACCGUAUCGGAACUUUUUGAGAGAACUUUUUCUCAACUUCACGGUCUCCAUUCCGUCACUACAAAUGAUAUAUAUUUUGGGAAGAUACACAGCGAGUAUGCGAAGGACAUGUCCACCCUGGCCACUUACUUGAAAGUCCUGUCAAAGAAAGCUGCCUACUUCACCUUCCGCUGCGUCUAUAAGCGCCAUGAGUCGCUGUGCACCGAACGAAUAAACACCAUGCAGAAAAACCUGCUGCAAAAAUUUAAAGAAUUAAAUGAGAGACUCAAAGUUACAGACACAGGGGACAACACAGCUAGCCACGUCAGAAAGAGGAAGGAAGCGAUAAAGUGUCUAUUCGAUUCAUACGUUUCAGCGAUAAGGGGCCUGUUAACAAAUCAUCUGAGCUACCUGUACGACAAUCUGUGCAACAAUGUCAUUUUCUUUAUUCAUGUGUUAAUUCUGUUGCCCGCUGGUUCUUCCUCAACUGGAAGCACCCCCAGCGGUAAAGACCCUCCCCCAGAGAAGGCCAGCGCAAAAGGGGCGGGAAACGUGACUUUUCUGAAAAUCCACCACGUGGACAUGUCCGCUGACUACGACCUGAGCGACAUCGUCAAAAAGAUCGACAAGGCGUACGGCCCCACGGGCCACCACAGACAAGCGGACAGCGGCGCGAAGCAGAAUGCCAGCGCGGAGAUGCUCUACCUGCCCUACAGCGAGGAAAAUCUCUAUAUUGCUAAAAAAUUGGAGCACAAAAUGAACAAAUACGGGGGAAGGCUUUACGCACACAUGAGGAAAGCGCUGGACGGGAAGAAAAAGGAAAUAAUCAAAAUAAUUUCCAACGAUGUGAGGGAGCACCGGAGGUACUACGAGUGA